AUGGAGCUGAGGAUAAUGAGACUUGGCUUUGGAACUGUGACGCCCCUGAGAACAGUCUCAGGUUUGCCGGGGGAGUUUAGGGGUCAGCGAAAAGAAUUCAGGGCUGGGAUCCGUGAUGCGCAUCUUCGUACCCACCCGGGCUCUGCGGGUUCCCACCCUAAGGACGGAGUCUGGACCGCUCCUCGGGUCUCUCCUCCCCUGUCCCGGGCCUCCCUGCCCACGUCACCUCAGUCGUCUCAGCUCCCGCCUGUCCUUGGGGCCCCCAGACCCGCCCCAGCUCCCACCCGGGGCCCGCUGGGGACGCGCAGCUACGAACCUGUGCGCAGCGCCCCCUGGCGCUCACCGAAUUUCCUGAGGCGGAAGCUGCCGAGGUUCCUGCCGACCCCUAUCCCCACUCCCACCUCCACACCCGUCUCAAAAGGCUCCGGGUGGAAAGGUGUCACGACAGAUUUUGACUGUGCUCUUGAGAAUGACAGCGCGGGAUUUGAAGAGAAACUGCACGGGCUGACACCUGUAGCUGAAGGAAGAUGGCCCUUGGGUCCAGCCCCUGGGCUCCACCCGAAAGAUGCAGGUGUCUCCCAUCAAAAUUCAGUGAAGCACAUGAAGGAAAGUUUUGCAGAGGAUUUCAUUCUCAUGGGCUUUACCAAAUAUCCAUGGUUGGAUGUUCCUCUCUUCUUUGCCCUCCUAACCUGCUACAUGUUCACACUAUUGGGAAACAUUGCUAUUAUUCUGGUUUCCCAACUAGAUUCCCAACUCCAAAGUCCUAUGUAUUUCUUCCUCACAAGCCUCUCCUUUCUGGACCUCUGUUUCACCACCACGACUGUACCCCAAAUGUUGUUCAACUUAGGUGGACCCAACAAGAACAUCACUUACAUUGGCUGCAUGACCCAGGCCUAUGUAUUUCACUGGCUAGGCUGUACUGAAUGUGUCCUGCUUGGCACCAUGGCCUUAGACCGCUAUGUGGCUGUGUGUAAGCCUCUGAGAUACCCUGUAAUCAUGAACCACAAGCUCUGCCGACAGCUCUCCAGCACUGCUUGGCUCAUUGGUCUGGCCAAUUCACUACUGCAGUCCACACUCACAGUCCAGCUGCCCCUGUGUGGGAACCAAGAACUGGACCACUUCUUUUGUGAACUGCCUGGUCUAAUUAAGAUGGCUUGUGUGGACACCACAGUCAACGAGCUUACUUUAGCGGUGGUGGCCACCUUCCUGAUAAUGGGUCCCUUCUCUAUGAUUCUUGUCUCUUACAGUUAUAUUGCACAAGCUGUAUUUCUAAUCCCUUCUGCUGAUGGGAGACUUAAGGCCUUCAACACUUGUUCUUCGCACUUAUUAGUGGUGUCUUUAUUUUAUGGCCCUGGCAUCUACAUCUAUAUGCAGCCUUCAGGGGACAGCCCGCAAGACCUUAUCAAAGUUCUGACACUGUUUUACUGUGUUAUUACUCCCAUGGCCAACCCAUUCAUCUACACCUUGAGGAACAAGGAUGUUAAAGGAGCUUUGAGGAGACUUCUGAGGAGGGCCAUUUUGUCCAAGAGAAUAUGA
Budorcas taxicolor (takin) is the source of this 1536-nucleotide messenger RNA. RefSeq names its product olfactory receptor 2B11-like. The coding region runs from base 1 to 1536 and encodes 511 amino acids. The record is from RefSeq and is a predicted model, not a curated record. Gene Ontology annotation, cellular component: membrane. The transcript has 4 exons. Gene Ontology annotation, molecular function: G protein-coupled receptor activity; olfactory receptor activity. Gene Ontology annotation, biological process: G protein-coupled receptor signaling pathway. Lineage: Eukaryota; Metazoa; Chordata; Mammalia; Artiodactyla; Bovidae.